Messenger RNA from Papaver somniferum (opium poppy), 3202 nucleotides. RefSeq names its product ATP-dependent Clp protease ATP-binding subunit ClpA homolog CD4B, chloroplastic-like. The coding region runs from base 183 to 2969 and encodes 928 amino acids. The record is from RefSeq and is a predicted model, not a curated record. NCBI's taxonomy places the organism in Eukaryota, Viridiplantae, Streptophyta, Magnoliopsida, Ranunculales, Papaveraceae. Gene Ontology annotation, molecular function: ATP binding; protein binding; ATP hydrolysis activity. Gene Ontology annotation, biological process: cellular response to heat. Gene Ontology annotation, cellular component: cytoplasm. The transcript is spliced from 10 exons.
AUCGUCUAAAGGAAGAGGCAUUUUUCUUCUUCUUCCCUCUAUAUCUUUACGGCAACAAAGGCGAGAGACCUUUAGGAUCUCGUUCUAUAUCUCAAAAUAAAAACCCUAGUUUUCAUUAAAGAUUCAUUCAAGGGGUUUACUUCUCUCUGGAUUCUUAAGUCUGUUUAUAACUGGUGAGAACCAUGGCCGGGGCUCUUGUUCAAUCGACGAAUAUCCGAGCUUCCAUAUCUUCUACAUUUGGCAAAAGUCAUGACAAGAAACAAAGAGGCAGUUCUGGACUAGCCAACAGAAGGACUGUUAAAAUGUUAUGUAAUAGUGUUCAAAUGCGAGGGUUGAGAAUCUCAGCACCAUCUUUGACAGUAGGAGGUUUUAAUGGGCUUCGAGGAACUAAUGCUAUAGAUAAGUUGGUAUUUUCUGGUCAUGAUUUUCAUUUCAAGGUGGCGAUUUCUAUAGCUGCACCUCGUGGAAGGGGUAGUCGGUGUGUUGCUAGAGCUAUGUUUGAGAGAUUCACAGAGAAGGCUAUUAAAGUUAUCAUGCUUGCACAAGAGGAAGCAAGACGGUUGGGUCAUAAUUUUGUUGGGACUGAGCAGAUAUUGUUAGGGCUUAUCGGUGAAGGUACUGGUAUUGCUGCAAAGGUUCUUAAAUCUAUGGGAAUUAAUCUUAAGGAUGCUCGUGUGGAAGUAGAAAAGAUCAUUGGGAGAGGUAGUGGGUUUGUUGCUGUCGAGAUACCAUUUACUCCUCGUGCAAAGCGUGUUUUGGAACUUUCACUAGAAGAAGCACGCCAACUUGGACAUAACUAUAUUGGCUCUGAGCAUUUGCUUCUUGGUUUACUUCGUGAGGGUGAAGGAGUGGCUGCCCGUGUACUUGAAAACCUUGGGGCCGACCCAAACAACAUCCGCACACAGGUUAUCCGGAUGGUUGGUGAAAGUACUGAUGCUGUAGGUGCUGGCGUUGGAGGAGGUAGCACCAACAGUAAGAUGCCUACACUCGAGGAGUAUGGGACCAAUUUAACAAAACUGGCUGAGGAGGGAAAAUUAGAUCCUGUUGUUGGAAGGGCAGCACAAAUAGAGCGUGUAACCCAAAUUUUGGGAAGACGUACAAAGAACAACCCUUGCUUGAUUGGAGAACCUGGUGUGGGUAAAACUGCAAUCGCUGAAGGGCUUGCUCAGAGAAUUGCAAGUGGUGAUGUGCCAGAAACGAUUGAGGGAAAGAAGGUUAUUACCUUGGAUAUGGGUCUCCUUGUAGCUGGUACAAAGUAUCGUGGAGAGUUCGAAGAACGAUUAAAGAAGUUAAUGGAAGAGAUUAAGCAAAGUGACGAGAUUAUCUUGUUUAUAGAUGAAGUACAUACUUUAAUUGGAGCUGGUGCAGCUGAAGGUGCAAUCGAUGCAGCAAACAUUUUGAAACCAGCUCUUGCAAGAGGUGAACUACAGUGUAUCGGUGCUACAACAUUAGAUGAAUAUAGAAAGCAUAUCGAGAAGGACCCAGCCUUAGAAAGACGAUUUCAGCCAGUAAAAGUGCCUGAACCCACUGUUGACGAGUCUAUCCAGAUUCUAAAAGGUCUCCGUGAAAGAUAUGAAAUUCAUCACAAGCUUCGUUAUACAGAUGAGGCCUUGGAAGCUGCUGCACGGUUGUCAUACCAGUACAUUAGUGACCGUUUCCUCCCUGACAAAGCGAUUGACUUGAUCGAUGAAGCUGGUUCUCGAGUCCGACUUCGUAAUGCUCAGCUGCCCGAGGAAGCUAGAGAACUCGAGAAAGAGCUCAGGCAAAUAACAAAAGAGAAAAAUGAGGCAGUUCGCGGCCAAGACUUUGAAAAGGCUGGAGAGCUAAGAGACAGAGAGAUGGACUUGAGGGCCCAGAUCACAAAUGUUGUUGACAAGGGUAAAGAGCUAAGCAAGGCAGAGAGUGAGUCAGGUGAUACAGGCCCUGUUGUUACCGAAGUCGAUAUUCAGCACAUUGUUGCUUCUUGGACUGGAAUCCCAGUCGACAAAGUCUCAAGUGACGAAUCCGAUAAGCUCCUUAAGAUGGAAGACACACUCCACACAAGGGUCAUCGGGCAAGAUGAAGCUGUUAAAGCUAUCAGUCGUGCAAUUCGUCGUGCGCGUGUUGGACUUAAAAACCCUAAUCGUCCUAUUGCCAGCUUCAUAUUCUCUGGACCUACUGGUGUUGGAAAGUCAGAAUUGGCCAAGACACUGGCUUCUUACUAUUUUGGAUCUGAGGAGGCUAUGAUUCGUCUUGAUAUGAGUGAGUUCAUGGAGAGGCAUACCGUCUCCAAGCUUAUUGGAUCGCCACCAGGUUAUGUUGGGUACACCGAGGGUGGUCAGCUGACAGAAGCUGUUCGCCGUAGACCUUACACAGUGGUUCUUUUUGAUGAGAUAGAGAAGGCUCACCCAGAUGUCUUCAACAUGAUGCUUCAAAUUCUUGAAGAUGGGCGCUUAACUGAUAGCAAGGGUAGAACCGUAGAUUUCAAGAACACACUUCUCAUAAUGACUUCUAAUGUUGGAAGCAAUGUGAUUGAGAAGGGAGGUAGGAGAAUUGGUUUUGAUCUAGACUAUGACGAGAAAGACAGCAGCUACAACAGGAUCAAGAGUCUCGUGCAAGAGGAGCUGAAACAAUAUUUCAGACCAGAAUUUUUGAAUAGAUUAGAUGAGAUGAUUGUUUUCAGACAGCUAACGAAGUUGGAAGUCAAGGAGAUUGCGGACAUAAUGCUCAAGGAGGUGUUCGAAAGACUCCGUAAGAAGGAAAUAGAGCUUCAGGUCACUGAAAGGUUUAGAGACAGAGUGGUUGAUGAAGGAUACAACCCAAGCUAUGGUGCGAGGCCAUUGAGGAGAGCGAUUAUGAGACUUUUGGAGGAUAGCAUGGCAGAGAAGAUGCUGGGGGGAGAGAUUAAAGAGGGAGAUUCAGUCAUCGUAGAUGUAGAUGGUGAUGGAAAUGUGACAGUGCUCAAUGGUACAUCACCACAACUGGUGUAAACAUGACUACCGGAAGAAUAAUAUUUUGUACUUCUUUAGCUUGGUAGUUCUAGGUCGUCUCCUCUUCAUUCAUUCAUUUUUUUUUAAUCCAAAAGAUAAACUGUGUGUUUUGCUAAGACUUUCAAUUUUAAGAUUGUAGCUGAUUGUAAACUAUCGAGCAUCUAGCAGAACAAAAAAACUGGUAAACAAGUUGAAAGAUGAUCAAUCCACCAACAGUAAGAUUCAGCAUGAAA